AUGGAUAGCAUGAGUGAGGCAUUUGAUCAAAUGCAAAUGGUCAAGGAUGUUCUAGCCAACAGUGAUAAAGUUUCAGAGGUCCUACAAGAGUCUACUCAUCAGUUCAACCUGCUUACUUCACCCACCUUCCUACCAAAGGUCAAGGAUCAAGGGAAAUUCACUCUCCCUUGCACACUUGGGCAUCUUGAGAUUGACAAUGCCUUAGUGGAUUCUGGAGCAAGCAUCAAUCUGAUCUCUCUCUCCAUGGCAGAGAAGCUAGGCAUUGCUGGAGCCUUGCAGCGCCCUACUACUUCAAUCAUGUUUGGAGAUGCAACUUCUAAGUCUCCUCUUGGAGUGUUCAAGAACUAUCACUUGAAAAUUGGAGAAUGCAUCAUCCAAACUGAUCUCACUGUGAUGGAAAUGGAAGAAGAGAAGGAUUUGCCUUUGUUAUUGGGAACCCCUUUCCUUAGUACAGUUGGCGCUUCAAUAGACUUUCACAAGCAAGAAGUGAUCCUUCACAAGGUUGUGAAGGAAAGGGUUGACAAGGAACCAAGAGUUGGGAAGGAUAAGGAUGAGAGAGGACCAAGGAUUGAGAAGCCACGUCUUGAGAGGGCUAGAGUUGAGAAACCACGAUCUGAUAGGCCAAGAGCUGAGAGACUUGUUCAAGCCCCUUGUGUGCUUGAUGAAGAGAGCCUUCAAGCUUUGUUUGAUGAGCCACUAGGAAGGGCUCUAAAGAAGGGGAGGAUGCAGCCUCUAAGGCAAGACCAGGGAUAA
This is a messenger RNA of Microthlaspi erraticum, 753 nucleotides long. NCBI's taxonomy places the organism in Eukaryota, Viridiplantae, Streptophyta, Magnoliopsida, Brassicales, Brassicaceae. The record is from the annotation of a GenBank genome assembly.